GCCGUAAACAAAUACCCAACUGUCGUAUACUUAGUUGCAACUCUGUCGCACCGUUGCAAUUUAGAAUUUGAAAACGUUGCUGCAGAAAUAAAAUAUGGCAGACGAGGAGAAUUUACCCGCUGGAUGGGAGAAAAGAAUGAGCCGUAGUUCAGGCAAAGUGUAUUAUUUUAACCACAUCACCAAUGCCAGCCAGUGGGAACGUCCAGUGGGAGAUGGUCGUGGAGAGCCAGAUAAGGUACGCUGCUCUCACCUCUUGGUGAAACAUAAUCAGUCCCGUCGUCCAUCUUCCUGGCGGGAACAAAACAUUACACGGAGUAAAGAUGAGGCUCUGGAUCUCAUCCAGAAGUACAUAGAACAGAUCAAGUCCGGACAGGAGAAGUUUGAGUCCUUAGCAUCUCAUUUCAGUGACUGCAGCUCAGCUAAAAAUGGUGGCGAUCUUGGACUGUUUGGCAGAGGUCAAAUGCAGAAGCCUUUUGAAGACGCCUCCUUCGCUCUCAAAGUUGGAGACAUGAGCGGUCCUGUGUUUACUGAUUCUGGAGUCCACAUCAUUUUACGUACUGGCUGAAAGCAGUCUAUAUCCCAGCCUCCAUGCUAAACACAUACACAGUCCAGCCCAAACAGGCCUGCAAGUAAUUUCAUUACAUAUGCCUCCCACUAAAUUGAGCUUAUGGUCUGUAUCGCAUUAUUUUAGGUGGGAUCAUUUGUUCCAAAUACUAUCGAACAGAACUAGUUUAAAUGCUCUGAAAAUUAAUGAGUUUUCCAGAUAUCCCUGAAGACUUCAAGCUUUUAUUAAUCAUGACAAUGCCAUUCAUAAACAACAGUAGUGCCUGUUGAAGUGACCACAUCCUGGAAACACACAAGCAGAGUUUAACUAUGUGUGUGGAAAAGCUUGGAGUUAUUAAGUGCAUGUCUCCAAAAAGGACCAUUUACUGUAUGUUUAUUUUCCAUUGCUGCUGUAUGCGUGCCAAAGCAGUUCUUUUAUCCAUAUCACUGUUAUGAAAAGUGCUCACAUAAAUUUCCUGCAUUUCCCUGCAUUUUGAGUUCUCUUUACUCAUCAUUGUACCAUUGUUUGAUUCUUUCUGUCCUCUGCAAAUGUCCAGAAACAUAGGAUUAUUUGUCUUUAAAGUUGACUUUGAAAAGUGCAUGGUCUGCCCCCCUGGAUAUGCAAAGAUGGCACCAAUUAAAGCUUGUAGGUUUUAACAAUAAGCCCAACAGCUUUUUAAAGCGUCAAUGUUCGGAUGAACUGUUAACACUGCUGUCAUCGGGGAAUAAAUAAAAACUUUUUUUA
This is a messenger RNA of Melanotaenia boesemani (Boeseman's rainbowfish), 1288 nucleotides long. It is a transcript of the gene pin1, whose product is annotated as peptidylprolyl cis/trans isomerase, NIMA-interacting 1. The record is from RefSeq and is a predicted model, not a curated record. Gene Ontology annotation, molecular function: protein binding; peptidyl-prolyl cis-trans isomerase activity. Bases 95 to 565 code for a protein of 156 amino acids. NCBI's taxonomy places the organism in Eukaryota, Metazoa, Chordata, Actinopteri, Atheriniformes, Melanotaeniidae. The transcript has 5 exons. Gene Ontology annotation, cellular component: nucleus; cytosol.